Trypanosoma brucei brucei TREU927 is the source of this 822-nucleotide messenger RNA. Its product is annotated as serine/threonine kinase, putative. The record is from RefSeq and is a predicted model, not a curated record. Gene Ontology annotation, biological process: intracellular signal transduction; protein phosphorylation. Bases 1 to 822 code for a protein of 273 amino acids. The transcript has a single exon. Gene Ontology annotation, cellular component: cytoplasm. Gene Ontology annotation, molecular function: ATP binding; protein serine/threonine kinase activity. Lineage: Eukaryota; Euglenozoa; Kinetoplastea; Trypanosomatida; Trypanosomatidae.
AUGACACCUCCUGUGCGGCUGGGACCGUAUUGUUUGGGGGAAAAACUCGGGUUCGGAAACUUCUCAACGGUAAGGUUGGCAACAGAUGAAGGUGGUAAGAAAUUUGCCGUUAAGAUCAUAGACAAAACUCGACUUCGGAAGGAAAAGAUGGAGGAUCAAAUGCUUCGUGAAGUUGCUAUAAUGCGAUCCAUUAAACAUAGGAAUGUUAUUGAUCUUCACGACGUGCUCGAAUCAGCGAACCAUUACUAUCUUGUGUUAGAGUUCGUAUCGGGCGGGGAGCUGUUUGACAAAAUCGUUGCUGCGAAACGCUUUGACGAACCGACUGCACGACGCUACUUCCAACAGCUCAUCGCUGGCGUUCACCACUGCCACGGCAAGGGGUUCGCUCACCGUGACUUGAAGCCCGAAAAUCUUCUGCUUGAUGCUGUCGGAGUGCUGAAAAUUAGUGAUUUUGGUCUCGGAAACCGGCAGCAGGACAUCCUGCUAAAAACAGUGUGUGGCACUCCCAACUAUGUGGCACCUGAGGUCCUCAUGGAGCGCGGCUACAACGGUCUCUGUGCUGACAUUUGGAGUUGCGGUGUCAUUCUUUACGUCAUGCUCGCUGGACGACUUCCUUUUGAGGAUCGGAGCAUGAGACAUCUUCUUGCACGGAUCGAGCGUGGCGAGUACAGCAUGGUCCGGCACGUGUCAGACGCAGCAAAGGACUUAAUCGCGCGCAUGCUUGUCGUAAAUCCUAAGAAGCGUAUCACCCUUGAGGCUAUCAUUUCCCAUCCCUGGUUUGUCGUUGAUUGGGACCCUAAGUGUCUGAACGAGUCGGCGUGA